Molecule: messenger RNA, 714 nt
Organism: Cooperia oncophora
Lineage: Eukaryota; Metazoa; Nematoda; Chromadorea; Rhabditida; Trichostrongylidae
Source: the annotation of a GenBank genome assembly
CUGGAGGCGUCGCAUCUCGUGACUCCCUUUUCUUACAAAGGUACAUUAUCUCCUUUACAGACCGAUUCACCUCCUUUGGUUCCUUCAAGAUUCCGGCAGAAUGAUGUUGAAAGCAGAGGCAAUGUGGCGUUAUGCUUCCUGCAGAGAGCACCGAGUUCUACUAAAUUUCUGGUCUUAAUGAGGCGUUCAUUUGUGGCCAUGACUUCAUGCCAAUACUCCAUUCUUCUCAGGAUUGCGGCACUUCCAACUUUGAUGCUUUUUACGGCACUAUUCAGCACAAAUCUUCUGACGGGCUCAUGGAUCUCUCCUUAUGAAUCAUCUAGAAUUCUUGAGAUUUCCCUCCUUGUCGUUUAUGGUACGAGUUCCUUUCUAGCUCUCAUCUGCUAUGAAGGCUUGCUAACUCUCAGUGUUGUCGAAAAUCACAGCGGUCUCUAUAAUAAAACGCUGUCUUUCAUGGCAUAUGUUUUCAUGGUAAUGGGUAUCGACGCCAUGUCUUCGUUCCUGUCGGCCGCUAUUCUUUUAUGCAUGUCAAAUAUCGCAUGGCCAACGACAAUUCUACGAACAGCUAUUGUGUUUUUAUGCGUAUUUCUUAGUGCGCACUUUAUAACAAUGACGGCAAUGCUCUACAUCCGUGGAAGUCUCAUAUGUGCAACGCUUUCCCUGUUCGUCCUCGUUCUUUGCCUACUCUUCGGCGGUGGACUCCUACGGUACUGA